GACAGCUCCUGAUCUCUUGUCGAGGAGGAAAGCAUAUAAGCAAUGCUUUCAAGCGAGGCUUACUCUAGUCGAGCCCUGAUCCUGUCUUUGUGUGCAGGUAGUCAUCAUGCUACAACUUUCCGAGGCGGGUAUUAUUUCGACAACAAUGGAAGCUUUACUAUAUGGCUUCUCCCUGCUGAUGUUCAUCCUCACGUUAUGGAUUCUGACUCGAAAUCGCGAGCGGCGACGGCUAAAUCAUGGGAUGAUUAUCACUGCUUGUUCACUACAGUUUCUCGCUACCGCAGAGCUCACUGUCAACAUUGUCCGAGUUUGUCAAGGAUUAUUAAACAUCGGACCAAGCCUUCUCGGUGGACCACAACAAUAUUUUGACGAUGUAACUCAGCCAACCUUCAUCUUCAAGAGCUCAGUAUCCAAUCUUCAAGCGCUAAUUCUCGACGCUGUCGUCAUUUACCGCACUUACGUUGUCUGGCAAAGUUAUUAUGUCGUUGUUAUACCUAUUUUGGGUUGGUUUGCUCUGCUAACAUCAUGCAUUGGCACCAUUGUCGCACUAGCCAGCGCGGCAGGACAUGCGAAUAAUAUGUUCGCUGUACAGACUGCUCGUUGGAUUACCGCUAUCUACUCAACGACAUUAGCUACGAACUUGUCUUCUUCCAGCCUACUAGCGUACCGCAUAUGGCGAGUGAAUCGCGAUGCAGCAAAAUAUCGAGCGAGCAGCCAGCUCACACCAGUUCUCCGCGCCGUUAUUGAAUCAGGGGCAAUAUACUCCGUGACUAUAACCGCGGCGCUGAUACUAUUCGUCGUUAACUCACCCGGUAUCUAUGUGUUGUUGGACAUGGUCUCCCCAAUAAUUUCCAUCGUCUUCAACCUUCUUAUCCUUCGUGUGGGAUUUGCUACCAACAGACACUUACCAGUAAUCAGCAGUACAGUGCAACAAACCACGACAUUGACCACACCUCGAUUCCGACCAAAUACCAGACGCGAUAUGAAACCGUUAACUGUCGAGAUCACCCAGUUCUUUGAGUCGGACGCAGAAACUUCCUCUGUCAUUAGUUCCGAUAGAGAUACUACCAACAAGGUCGAAGGGCGGGAAGAAGAUACAGGAAAGAAUUGACGUUUCG
Molecule: messenger RNA, 1118 nt
Organism: Fomitiporia mediterranea MF3/22
Lineage: Eukaryota; Fungi; Basidiomycota; Agaricomycetes; Hymenochaetales; Hymenochaetaceae
Exons: 7
Coding region: 107-1111 (334 amino acids)
Source: RefSeq, a predicted model, not a curated record